AGUGUAUUUGUCAGUUGAGGCCCAAGCCAACAAAGCUUCGCUAGAAAUGAUUUUGAGACAUUCGUUUCAGUUCCACUUUGAAAGUCGUAACGAUUGAAAGCGUUUCAUCGUCAAAGUUUCUUAGUCUUUUUUUUUAAUUUUUUGAAUUCUCUGAAUUCCCUUUUAAUUUAUUUUGUUACCUCACAAACACUUCUUUAGAAUUUAGAAAGGAAUAAAAUCCAAUUUUCUAAUUUAGUGUAAUUGUGAUGUGGGCAGAAAAAAAAUCUAGCGAAUUUAUGAAGUGAUUUCCAAAUGGAUUGACUUGAGGAAAAGUUUUUCUUUACCUUUGAAAUUAACGGUGUUCUUCCUGAAUGGACAUUUUUGUGCAAGGAAGUCAUAUAAAUUAAGUGCUAAAUACUGAAUAGUGAUUAAAAGAAUGUGAAAUAGCAAAAGAUAAUGCAAUAUUCUAUGAGAUAGUAUAAAAAAAAGUGUAUACAUACAGACAUUAUUGACUUUUUGCUUGAUUUUAUGAAGAAUCGGCGCUAAACAUAAAAAAAGUGUGACAUAAAAUUGUGAAUUUAUUCUGUUAAUUUUUAACUUAGUUAUUAGAACCAAGACAGUUUUAAAUAAUUUUUUUUUAUUUAUCUACUUAAAAAUAUUUUCUUAAAUUAAUUUGAGUGAAUAACAGGAGUAUUUAAACAUACAAAAUGAAUAGCCUUGUUAAAGUGUUUAGUAAUUUUAAAGAAUUCUACAGUGAAAUUAAUGGGGCCACGUUGACGGGUGCCAUUGAUGUGGUGGUUGUGGAACAACCCGAUGGAACCUUUCUGUCAUCCCCCUUUCACGUGCGCUUUGGUAAACUCGGAGUGCUCAGGAGCAGAGAAAAAAUUGUGGAUAUUGAGGUGAAUGGCGAGCCAAUUGAUAUUCACAUGAAAUUGGGUGAAUCUGGUGAGGCAUUUUUCGUGGAGGAGUGUCCAGAAGAUGAUCUGGAAGAAUUACCCUCGAAUAUGGCAACAUCACCAAUUCCGUCCAGUGAAUUUUCCAAAUUGGGCCAAAAUUCAGAUUUCACGUCAAAUUCGAUGAAGGAGGAAGAGAUGCAAAUGCCAAAACCUCGUAGAAAUUCCAUUGACCUCCUGAUUGGUGAUAGUGGGGAGAAGGCAGAUGAGUGUCAUCAAGGUAAGAGAUUUGAGAAUCAAGUGUCAGACUACACACAUCGACGAUACACGGAUAAUACGUUGGAGAGGCGCGAUGUGAAGGAAUUUACAACACAGAAGAUUCGUCAGCAAUGGGCUGAACAGCAACAGGAUGAGGAUUCACUGUUGGCGGGAAUUCAGGAGAGUAGUGGUGGUGAUUGGAGGAAUAGUACAGCUGUUGAGGACACCAAAGAGCAGACUCCCAAGAAAGGGGUGGAAGAGGUGAAAGAAAGUCCUGUUUUGGAGCCUGUUGAGGAGGCUGAAGUGAUGCCAAAGGAAGAGAGUAAAUCCAAGAAGAAACGACGCAAGAAGUCAAUAAUGAAAAAGAAAAAUGCUCAGAGAAAGAAUUCCAGCAGUUCAGGUGGUUCUGUACAAUCAGAAAUUCCCGAUGGAAGUGUCGAGGGUGAAACACUCACGACAUCAUCACCAGAAGAAAGUCCCAUUGUGUCUGUUGAUGCCACAAAAAAUUCCGAAAGUGGAAAUGUUGAGGCAAAAACAGAAGACAUUCCCAUGACAUCUAGUCGUAUUAUGGAUUUGGAUAUACAUUUCUUCAGUGAUACAGAUGUAGCUACUGGACUAAGUCCACGGACAUCCAGACCUUCAACGCCCAUUCAGAGUGAUACGGAAUUUGAGGUGUCGCAGCGUGAGAAGGGGGAUGCUAACAAUUGCAUGACAAGUUCGGCAUCGUGGAAAUGGGGAGAAUUGCCGACGCAGGAUGAUGUUGGAGUAGAUGACAAUACCCCAGAAGCCACCAAGCAGGCACAGCGCAAUUCAAUGCUCAGUGGGAUGUUUAGUUUUAUGAAGCAGAACAAAAAAUUCCGCAAUAGUGCACCAGAGGGACUCUAUCUGGCGGAUCUGGAUGCUGAGAGUAUGGAUCCGGAAGUGGCAGCUCUCUACUUUCCACAGCACUCCCGGAAAUCAUUUACAAGGGAUACGGAUGAGGAGAAUCAGGAACAUCAUAAAAAUCGCCGUGAGGAUGAGGAGGAUCGUGAAAGUGGAAAUGGAACAUCUCUGCCACAGAGUCCAAGCUCAAUUGACGGGGCUAAGAGUCUCGAUUCGGACUAUGAAGAUGGAAAGAUUUCCGACAAAUACCUCGAUUUGGUUGCCAUGUCACUCUGUGGUGGCUUAGACAAUAGCAAUGGACCCAGUGAUGAGGACUUCGAUCGUCAUCUUAUUAGUUACACAGAGGUGUGUCGCAAUCCGUCACUUUUCUCCUCACCUAAUUUAGUGGUUCGCCUAAACGGUAAACAUUACAGUUGGGCAGCUGCUUGUCCCAUUGUCAUGACAUUGAUUGCAUUCCAGAAACCACUACCAAAUGCCACAAUUGACAAACUAGUUGCUAGUCAGAAGGAGGAAACAUCAGCAGACGCCCACGAGAGUGCUGUAAGUGUGGCGCAGAAUGAGCCCAAGAGAAGCUACUCAUGGUGGUACUGGAGACGUUCCGGAAAUGGAGGAGGAGGAGGAGGUGAUAAGAAUCAGGGAAAGAAAAGUGGUGAUGAGAAAGAUGUAGAACAGGAAUUGGUGCAGAAGGUUCUGGAGAAGCCAGAACAUAAGGAAAUGAUUCACAAAGAUGAGUCUGUGUCAUUUAAUUCGAGUACAGCUAUUGAUAUUCAGCAAAAUGAUCAGAGUCCGGAUAGUAGUAAAGUGUCAGAGAAAUAUAGGAAAACACUGAGACUGAGUUCGGAUCAGAUUAAGAGUCUAAAUCUCAAGAAUGGUAUCAAUGAGAUUGAAUUUAGUGUAACGACGGCAUAUCAGGGUACAUCGAGGUGCAAGUGUUAUCUAUUUCGUUGGAAAUUCAAUGAUAAAGUUGUCAUUUCGGACAUUGAUGGGACAAUUACGAGGUCUGAUGUCUUGGGGCAUAUUUUGCCGAUGGUCGGGAAAGAUUGGGCACAAAUUGGGGUGGCUGAUCUGUUUUCGAAGAUCGAAGAGAAUGGCUACAAAUUGCUCUAUCUCUCGGCAAGGGCAAUUGGACAGAGUCGUGCUACGCGAGAUUAUUUACGUUCCAUCCGUCAGGGAGAUGUUCAAUUGCCAGAUGGACCACUUCUUCUCAAUCCCACUUCACUGAUCUCAGCUUUUCAUCGUGAGGUGAUCGAGAAGAAGCCGGAACAAUUCAAAAUUGCCUGUUUGAGUGUGCCGGAGCCAUAA
Molecule: messenger RNA, 3314 nt
Organism: Phlebotomus papatasi
Lineage: Eukaryota; Metazoa; Arthropoda; Insecta; Diptera; Psychodidae
Gene: Lpin
Product: phosphatidate phosphatase LPIN1
Exons: 9
Coding region: 687-3314 (875 amino acids)
Biological process (GO): fatty acid catabolic process; triglyceride biosynthetic process; cellular response to insulin stimulus
Cellular component (GO): nucleus
Molecular function (GO): phosphatidate phosphatase activity; transcription coactivator activity
Source: RefSeq, a predicted model, not a curated record